GCUCCGCAGCCGCUCCCCGGAGUCGGACGCAGACGUUCUCCGCCGGCUGCAGCCAUGGCCUCAGCUGCCGCCGCCACCACGGCCGUGAAGAUUGGAAUAAUUGGUGGAACCGGCCUGGAUGACCCAGAGAUUUUAGAAGGAAGAACCGAAAAAUAUGUGGAUACACCAUUUGGCAAGCCAUCCGAUGCCUUAAUUUUGGGGAAGAUAAAGAACGUUGAUUGUGUCCUUCUUGCAAGGCACGGGAGGCAGCACAGCAUUGUGCCUUCCAAAGUCAACUACCAGGCAAACAUCUGGGCUCUGAAGGAGGAGGGCUGUACCCAUGUCAUUGUGACCACAGCCUGCGGCUCCCUGAGAGAGGAGAUCCAGCCCGGUGACAUCGUUGUCAUCGAUCAAUUCAUCGACAGGACCACCACGAGGCCUCAGACCUUCUAUGAUGGGAGCCGUUCCUGUGCCCGAGGAGUGUGCCACAUUCCAAUGGCAGAGCCAUUCUGCCCCAAGACCAGAGAGGUCCUCAUGGAAACUGCCAAGAAGCUAGGACUCCGAUGUCACUCGAAGGGGACAAUGGUCACAAUCGAGGGUCCCCGGUUUAGCUCCCGAGCUGAAAGCUUCAUGUUCCGUACCUGGGGGGCGGAUGUGAUCAACAUGACCACGGUUCCAGAGGUGGUUCUUGCGAAAGAGGCUGGGAUUUGCUAUGCCAGUAUCGCCAUGGCAACCGAUUAUGAUUGCUGGAAGGAACACGAGGAAGCGGUUUCCGUGGACAGGGUCCUAAAGACCCUGAAAGAAAAUGCCAACAAAGCCAAAAGUUUACUCCUCACCGCCAUACCACAGCUCGGGUCCAUGGAAUGGUCGGAAACCCUCCGGAACCUGAAGAAUACAGCCCAGUUCUCCGUUUUAUUGCCAAGACAUUGAAAUGGUGUGCUGCCCAGAAGAAAAGAUGACCCUCAUUCUAGUCACUCUGGGAAUUCCUGCUGAACUUGAAAGAAAAUGGAAAAGACAGGCCGUUUCCGUGGCCUUCCUACUUAGAGAACAUGUGAGAAGACAGAAAAGAAAUUGCACAUUUAGAGAUUCCUCAUACAAGACUUAGGAUGCUUCUUAAAACAAGAAAAAUAAACGACCUGCAGAAAAAAAGAAUCUGACAUUUUAGGAAAAGAGACCAAGAGGUGCCAGGCCCCCUCCCCUGUUAGAUCAACAACAAAGGAGGGGAGUGGGUUUGAGGGGUAACACCCAGUUUUCCAUGUUGCCAAGCAUGGAAAGACGCAGGUGGACUCUUGGGCUAUUUAUUGAUGUGGCUGUAAAUUGGUACAAAUUUCUGGAGAGAGAGCAGUUUGAUAAAGCAUAUCAAGAUGCUUUAAAAAAAUAGACUCUUUGAGCUGAUAAUUUGUAAGAAUUUAUCUUUUCCAAAUUGUCAGCGAUGCGUAAGAGGAAUUUUUUUUUCCAAAGAAGGAUGUUCAACAGCGUUAGGUAUAAUAGUCCAAAAGCUGAGCAAGCUGAAUAGUCAACAAUUAAAGGUACAUGCGGGUUAACUUUAAUGAGGUUUCGAAGCAGCAAGGAGAGAUCACAUUUCCACGUAAUAUGUAAUGUUCGGAAGAAAACAUCCUGUUAAUAGGAAGUUUCAAAGAAAGGAUACGUAAGCAUUUACAUUACUAACUUUGCUUUAAAAAUCUCUGUAACCAUCCAGAAUGACUAGAAAGAAUUAUAGACACUCUUUUAUCCUGUUUAGAGGAGGGCCAUUGGGUAAUCUUUGUUUUCUUUCAUUUUCUUGUAUUUUCACCUUUUUCUACAAUAAAUGUAAAGCUGAUUUAGAAAUCAGAAUGGACUGGGAAAGAUCCCAUUCUUUAGAACACAGUGUCUGGUGAUGAUGGCACAUUGAAGGGGGGGUGGUACCAGGAAGCGUUCUCUUUGAGAAAGUGACGUCCUUAUUCCAUUGUAAACGAGGCUUAUUAACGGAUACACAGAACGGUACUACACAGAGUGCUCUCGAAGGAAAUGACUCCUUUAUUCCACAGAACAAAAGAUGAUUGUUAUUGAAUGCCUAGAACCAUACUUAAUUUGCCAUGACUUCCCAAGGAAGGCUGGAUAUUUAAUACUCAGUCUAAAAGGUAACUGCUUUAGAAACGAUAGACACACAUUAUAGUGUGUCAAGUUUGUUUUUGUUUUGUUUAAUAUUUGACUUUUUGUUUCUACUUUGAGUUGGUGGAUUAAAUUACGUGAGUUGCAGAGUUUGCUUUAUUAAUGAAAAAAGAGAUGCUUCUUUUUCCACUAUGUUUGCUAGUAUUAAUUUUGUGACUGGAAAGCUUUCUAUUAAGAGAGAUGCCUUCCCCUUUGGGAGUAUUAUACUUCUCUUCAGUGGUCUAUCUUUUUGUCUAUUUAAAGAGUCUAUCAAAACUGUGUUUGUGUCUAAGAGAUUGCCUUGAAGACGAGCUGCUGCUCGUUGUUGAUAAUAAAAUCAGCGUCAACCCUC
Echinops telfairi (small Madagascar hedgehog) is the source of this 2461-nucleotide messenger RNA. It is a transcript of the gene MTAP, whose product is annotated as methylthioadenosine phosphorylase. Gene Ontology annotation, biological process: nucleoside metabolic process. The transcript is spliced from 8 exons. Bases 55 to 909 code for a protein of 284 amino acids. Lineage: Eukaryota; Metazoa; Chordata; Mammalia; Afrosoricida; Tenrecidae. Gene Ontology annotation, molecular function: S-methyl-5-thioadenosine phosphorylase activity. The record is from RefSeq and is a predicted model, not a curated record. Gene Ontology annotation, cellular component: cytosol.